CGCAUGUCAUCCCCUUCCCACCUCUCGCUAAUCCUCGACCUCACCCCCGUCCCCUGGGAUGCCCUCUCCCACUCCACCCCUCCCCUAAGACUGAAGGACUUCCUAGCUCAAGCACUCGUGUUCAUAAAUGCCCACCUAGCGCUGAGGAACGAGAACAGCGUGAGCGUGUUCGGUGCUCUUCCGGGUCGAAGUAUGAUACUCUACCCGCCAGCGGGGAGUACGCAGGUAGAAGCAGACGAGAAUACGUUCCAUGUUUUUGGUCAGGUGGAUGAGGGGUUUAUGAGGAGUGUCGAGCAGGAGGUGGAGGACCUGCAGGAGGUCGAGGAGGAUGUCCCACCAGCACUCGUCGGGGCGCUCACAAAGUCUCUCUGCUACAUCAACCGCCUCUCCAACCCCCCACCCCCCUCAAAUCCCUCCGAAGCCCCUCCUCCUCCGCCCCACUCCCGCAUUCUCCUCUUCUCCGUCUCUCCCGACGCCAGCGUCGCUUAUAUCCCCUUUAUGAACUGUAUAUUCUCUGCUCAAAAGCUUAAAGUAGCAAUCGAUGUGUGCAAAUUGGACGAGUCGGAGGUGAUAUUCUUGCACCAGGCGUGUCACCUCACAGGAGGCGCGUUCGUACCCAUAACACAGCGUGAAGCGCUUCUGCAGUACCUCUCAAUGUGUUUCCUAAGCGAGACGGAAACGCGGAAGACGCUCGCCGUGCCCACUCUUGAUAAAGUCGAUUUCCGCGCUGCGUGUUUCUGCCAUAAGGAGAUUGUUGACAUCGGGUAUGUGUGCUCGGUCUGCCUGUCUAUAUUCUGUCAGCCGGUGUUGGAGUGCUCGACAUGCCGUACCAAGUUCUCGCCAGAUACGCUCCUCCGAUUUGGCAAUAUGAACCUCAACGGGCAUGCGCAUACGCAUUCGAAUGGGACGGUCACUGCAUAGUCCGGCUUGUCACUCUGCAAGUUUUUUGCAAUUGUAUACUACAGUGCUUUGCUUUGCUUUCGUGCCCGAAGACGCACGAUCAGCUUCGGGCAGCAGGCAUUAGUGUAUUAUUACGUACUGAGUCACAAUGCAAUAUAUAAA
Molecule: messenger RNA, 1062 nt
Organism: Dacryopinax primogenitus
Lineage: Eukaryota; Fungi; Basidiomycota; Dacrymycetes; Dacrymycetales; Dacrymycetaceae
Product: transcription factor Tfb4
Exons: 8
Coding region: 4-921 (305 amino acids)
Biological process (GO): nucleotide-excision repair; regulation of DNA-templated transcription
Cellular component (GO): transcription factor TFIIH core complex; transcription factor TFIIH holo complex
Source: RefSeq, a predicted model, not a curated record